Molecule: messenger RNA, 927 nt
Organism: Solanum dulcamara
Lineage: Eukaryota; Viridiplantae; Streptophyta; Magnoliopsida; Solanales; Solanaceae
Exons: 1
Coding region: 1-927 (308 amino acids)
Source: RefSeq, a predicted model, not a curated record
AUGUCUUAUCAUGUUACAAAUAGGUCACAAUCAUCUUCCUCUCAACCGCCUCUCGUCCAAAAACUAACGGAUGAUCCUGUAAACCCCAAGAAUGCUCAAAGUAGCGUUACGUGUGUUUAUCAGUCUCAUAUUGGGGGCUAUUGGCGUAACGUGACUGUUAUAUGGAGCAAGAAUCUAAUGAAUCAUUCGGUGACCCUCACGGUUGAUAGCGUGGAAAGUGAUUAUCAUCAAACAUGUAAGAUUGAUCUUAAACCUUGGCAUUUUUGGGCCAAAAAAGGAUACAAGACCUUUGAGGUUGAUGGGAAUCAAUUGGAGGCUUAUUGGGAUCUAAGAUCAGCAAAAUUUUCUGGAAGUCCAGAACCAUGUUCAGAUUUUUACGUUGCCUUGGUUUCCGAAGAAGAGGUUGUGUUGUUGUUAGGGGAUUACAAGAAAAAAGCCUACAAGAAAACUAAAUCAAGGCCAGCCUUGGUGGAUGCCCUGUUGUUUUACAAGAAAGAACAUGUAUUUGGUAAGAAGAGUUUCUCAACAAGAGUUAAAUUUGAUCAAAGGAAACAAGAAAGUGACAUUGUGGUAGAGAGCUCAACAACAGGGCCCAGGGAUCCUGAAAUGUGGAUAAGCAUAGAUGGGAUUGUUUUGAUUCACAUAAAAAACUUGCAGUGGAAAUUCAGGGGAAACGAAACCGUCUUAGUGAACAAACAACCCGUGCAAGUCUUCUGGGACGUGCACGCUUGGUUGUUCUGUUCACCAGGGUCGGGUCAUGGCCUGUUUAUUUUCAAGCCAGGGGCAUCUGAGGAUGACAGUGACAGGGAAGGGAGUAGCGUGGGUGGUGGUAGCGAUUGCAGUGACCAUAGCAAGUAUUAUUCGACGUUAAGCUACUCUAAAGCAUCACCAUUUUGUCUCUUCUUGUAUGCAUGGAAAAUUGAGUGA